This is a messenger RNA of Prunus avium (sweet cherry), 9548 nucleotides long. RefSeq names its product Serine/Threonine-kinase ATM-like protein (gene ATM). The record is from RefSeq and is a predicted model, not a curated record. Gene Ontology annotation, molecular function: protein serine/threonine kinase activity; protein binding. NCBI's taxonomy places the organism in Eukaryota, Viridiplantae, Streptophyta, Magnoliopsida, Rosales, Rosaceae. Gene Ontology annotation, biological process: DNA repair.
CCCAUGAACCAAACGCAGCCUUAGCUAAACAAAACCUUGCCAAAAGUCACACUCAGAAACCCCACUCUCUCGUCUCUCCCAAUUCCUCCUUCAUCUUCCCGCCAUUUUUUCCGUCCCAAAUACCCACUGCCAUUAAGAAACGAAAGCUAGCUGGAGUCUCUCGUGCUGAGAGAUCGCCGGGCUCGUAAUCGGAGCUCCGGUGGCUUCCGAUGGUGAUUUCCAGAGACGUCCAAGAGAUUGUCUUAAAGCUCUCGUCCGAUAAAGCCAGGACUCGAGAAGAAGGGAUAAAGUUGUUGAAUACAUGGUUAGAAGGAGAAAGAUCGAUUGGUUUCUGUAAAUAUCUUGGAAAGAACACUGCAGAGCUUAUACCAGAUGAGAUUCCUCACUCUGAAACCUGGCCUUUUUUCACUAAUAUGCUCGUUCAGUGCGCUUCGUUGGAGAUAUCCUCAAGCAAGCGACCAAAGUUGAUAUUUGCAAAGACUCUACGGGUAGUGGUUCAGCGAGCAGAGGAUGAUAAUUUUUCAGGCAAGCCAUUGCCUUUGUUACCUGUGGUUAAAAAUCUUUUUAAUCAUAUAUGGGAGGUUGUAAAAAAUGUCACAAGCUUUCAAUCGGAAUAUGGGAUUGUUCUCCGGCAUCUAUUGGCUGUCAGAGAUUAUCGAUUUCACAUGAGGAAGGACAUCUAUUGCAGGCUGGUGAAAAAGUACAUGAAGUUGGUAGAGGACAGCUGGGGUGGUAAGAAUGAUAAUCAAUAUCAUCCCAAGGAGGAGGUCUUUCGCUGCAUUCUUACACUCCAUGCGCUUUUGGAGAAUCCGCCUGGAGAUUUCCCACAUAAUCUCAGGGAAGACAUUGUUAAGCGUUUUAUCAAAAUUUUAUAUUUCAUUAGGGACGAGGGAAAGAUUUCGCGAAAACUUAUUGAGUGUAUCAAUACAUUUUUGAUAAAAGAUGGUCCAAAUUUGGAUUGUGAAUCCUUGGAGAUCCAUAAUGCAGUGCAGCAAUUUGUGUUCCGGUGUUGGCUGACAACCCAUGAUCGAGCCCUUAAGGAUGUACUUAUUCUUUAUGCAAGGUUACAGCUGAAUAUUACUAGAGGUGCUACUGAUGGGAGCAUUUUGGUACAUCAACUUCUAGACAUAAUUUACAAGGAGCUAGAUCAAAGCUAUAUAUCCAAUAAUAAUGUGCCUAGGACUGAUGCAACUAAAGAUGACAAGUUUGGUACUUUGAGUAGCUCACAUUGUGGUCUGGUUGAGCUUGCAGCCACUGUACUUUAUCGGGCUUGUACUAACAUGACUAAAGCACCAUCAACUGAAAAGCGGGUCAAGAGAGAGCAUGCUGCUGCCCAUUUAAGAGAGGCUCUCAUGAAAGGAAAAUGGUUAUGGAAUGCUUCAUUUUGUUGUCUGACUCGUAAGUACUACACACGCAUUAGUAAGGAUAUUUUCAUCUACUGGUUCGAGGGCAUAUGCACAAGCUUUCAAAGAAUUUUGAAUGAUGCAAAUAUGGUGCAUGCUUAUGAUGAUUUGCUCUGGACCCUGAGGAGCUUGCAGGAACUCUCUUCUGUGUUGCUUCUAGAUCUGAAGCUGACGAAGCCAUCAAGCUCCUCGUGCUUGAAUGAGUUUGAUUGUGGUUGGCAAGUUGUGUGGACUUGCCUGAUGCAGGGGUUGCCAUUGUUCAGUAAUGUAACUCCAGUUGUAGAUGCCGCUAUGGUGCUCCUUGGAAACAUAAUAUCAAAUGAUCUUAUUUACACAUGUGUUGUACCUCAGGAUGUUUGGGAUCUUAGGUUAUUUAAACAAAUGCCAUCAGUGUCUGUCUUGUAUUUUAUUUCGUGUUACUUCUCAAAGAAAGUUUCACAAGGUGAUGUUCGAGACAUUUUACAUCUGAGAAAAAACCUCCUGAGAUCAGUUUUGGGUCAACUUAAGUGGAUGGAGUCUUCUGUGCUUAAUGAGCAGUUGGUGUUAUUGUUACCUGCAGCUGUUUAUUCUCUGUGUGCUGGUAGUGCUCCUUUUGCUCAAUGCUGUAAAGAGCUUCCUCUAUCUUACUCUUUUGUAGGUGUUACUGAGGCUUCAGAGAAGCCAGAAGAAUCUGAGCACAAUUGUAUGCAUGGGCUAUUUGACUGCACCGUGGAAGUUCUCGCUAAUAUUGAUCCCAGCUCUAGCGUUGAGGUUUUCCCAUCCCAAACCCAUCCAAGUGUAUGGCUCCCCCCGCAGAUAAGGGAUCCACUGCUUUUUGAGAUGGAGACCCUUAUUCUUGGAGCUCUAGUAGACAAGGAGAUGGGAAAGAGGCCUCUAUCUGAUGUAUUCUUUAUAUGUGCUCUAUUGUCAAACUUCAUCUAUGGUUCAGUCUUGACGAGGCAAAGAGAGGAAGCUUCAUCAUUCCUUUCAAAAUUGGGCCAAUACCUUUUAGAAUGGCUCAACUGUGCAGUUCAUGUCACCCAAGGAAACCACAAUGAUUUUCUGGCUCUUGGUUGCUUGGGCUCUGACUUUGCCUCUAAUGGAACAAGCUCUAUUGUUGCUUCCUUAAGGAGUUUUGUUUACUCCCCUAUCUUCAGUAGGUGGAAAGAUCAAAAUCAUAUGGAUGUUGAACUUUAUGGUUCCAUCAUCCAAUUGAUGGAGAGGUUUUUAAAAGCACUGGCUAAGGUGUAUGAAGUUUACGCUAAUGGUGUAAGUAGUCAUAAGUUUGACGUGGCCCUACAAGACUUAUCAGCAUGUGAUACCCAAAUACAAAAUUCUUGUCCUUCUGGUAGCCAGAAAAGUAGGAUUGUGGACAUGGAGUUGGAUGUUAAUGAAGAUUCCAGAGAUGUGGAUGUAUUAACUGUUGGUGGUAAAAUUGCCGGUAGGGUAUCCUCUUCUGUAGAGAAAUGGAAGCUGGACAUGAUAUUGCUGAUUUCAGAUUUUUUCCCAGUUUUGCACGUUACCUGGGAUGUCCUGUUUGAACUCCUGUUGAAAGAAAGUGAUCAGAUGGUGCGGGAAAAAAUUCUACUUAGUCUUUGUCAACAUCCAUACUGGUCAUCUCCUGAAAAUGUUACAGACAUGGUCAAUUUAAUGAAUGAAAUGGUUAAGAUGCAAGUCAGUCUUAAACUUGAUUGUGUUAAGAUAUUAUCUGCUAUUCAUGGUUUGCUGGGCGCUUUAUCAUCCUUGGACUCUAUCAGGAAGGAUAAAUUUGUUGGCGUCUCGUUGGGGCAAAGAGGAUCUAAGCAGAACUUGAUGGAUCUUGGAGAUGUGGUGAACAAAGUUGCUGAAUGUGAUCUUCUUGACUGGUUUGGACGCACUAAGCUAAUUAAUUGCAUAUGCGAUUUUGUUUUACUUAGUCCUCAAAUUGGUCAGACACUGAUUGAAAGGUUGUUGUUGAUGCUCCGAGAUCCUGAUUAUCGAGUUCGGUUCUCCCUAGCCAGACGAAUUGAUGUUCUUUUCCAAACAUGGGAUGGACAUGAGGAAUUAUUCCAUGAUAUCUGUUCCAACUUUGGUGUGUUGUUGGUGUUUCCCUCAAAAGAAAAACCUGUUGCUGCAAGUGAGGUGGUAGCUGUCGGUCCACAGCCUCGUCCCACAGUGGAAACUGUUAUUAUCACUCUUAUGCAUCUUGCUUUGCAUAGUGAGAAAAUAGAGUUUGAGGCUGUGUUCAUGAUAUGUGUGGUUUCUGCUAUUGAUCCUGGUCAGAGGGAAUUGGUUGUCGUAGUACUUGAUAAUCUCUCCAGGCAGCUGCAUUAUACAACUAGGUUCAAGUACUUGGAGGAGCUUAUGGGAUCAAUUCUCUUCUGUUGGAUUGCUUGUGGUGUAAGCCUUGCUGCUCUUGUUGAGAUAAGGCAAUUAUUUGUAUCAGAUUCCGAACCUAGUUAUUUCAUGCAGUAUUGCUGCCAUUGGCUUCUUCCGGCUCUACUUCUGCAUGGGGAUCACUGCAAUCUCAGCUGGGUUGCUAAGAUUGCUUGUCAACCUCUGGAAGUUCUGGUGAAAAAUCACUUCGUGCAGAUUUUUUCAGUUUGCAUGGCAUUGCAUUGCAGUAAGAAAUCUGGGUGGGAAAAGGGAGCAGAUGUGCUUCAGAAUUCAAUUUUGCAUCUUGCUCAGAUAUCUGAGAAUGAACGAGACAAACUCAUCAAGAAAAAUAUGGUAUCUAUUGUCAGCCACAUUCUGUCUCUUUCCUCGUCUGCAUCAAACCCUUCAGUUCCAUUCUUUUCUAGGGACGCGAUUGCACGUGCAAUUCAGACAGUUGUUGACGGAUUUUUGGAGAUGGAGGAUGAUGCUACAAGUGUCUGUGUUGUUGACAAGAUAAACAUUUUUCGCCCAGAUAGGGUUUUCAUGUUUAUAGUGGAACUGCAUCAUAAGAUUGCAGCGGCAGCCCACCAUAGGCAUACAUGUCACCGACUGACUGGAGUUGAGGUGCUUAUAGAUAUUCUUGGGUAUAGAGCUGCUGUUGCAAGCACUUCCAAUUAUCUUUUCAAUUUGGUUGGUCAAUUCAUUGGUUGCUGUGCUUUACAAGAUCAAUGCUGUCGUAUCAUUUCUGCAUUGCUGAAAACUUUUAAAAGUAAUCUAUCCAAAGAAAUUAUCAGUGUUCUGGGUGAGCAACUUCAGUUUUUAGUGUCAAAGUUGGUGGCAUGUUGCAUUCCCUCUGAAGCUAAGGGAGAACAAUCUGGCAGCAGAUCAUCCCAAGUCUUAUCUUUGCUCCUCGAGCUCACUGUGGAUUCUGAUCCAUCUCUUUAUGAUUACAUCAGAGAAUUGGAGCCCUUCCCAGAAAUAGAUAUCUUUGAUGGGAUUCGGAAGUUCCAUCAGGAUUUAUGCCGAGCAUACUCUCCACGAGAUCAUUUGUUGAAGUUUGUUAAGAGAUCCUGCUACCUUCCGCCAAGAUUACUUCUGUGGAGUCUCCAAGCACUGCACAAGAAGUUUCUUUUGGGUGAGACAUUUCAAAGUGAAAAGAAUACAUAUUGGCAUUGUGACCAGGAAAUUAUCAGUGCUGUCUGGACACUGGUCCGCAUGUGUGGCUCGGAUGAUACAAACACUGUUAGAGUUUUGCUCUCUGAUUUCAUAUCUAGGGUUGGUAUUGGGGACCCACAUUGUGUUGUUUUUCGUCUUCCAGGAAACUCUAGUGAUAUCCAUGUCUACCAACCUUUUAGUCACGACUCUUCUACAGAAGUCAAAUUUCAGAUGGAUACUGGCUUAUCUGAAGAACUUGUGGUUGCACUUUUGAAACUUCUGAAAAAGUACCUGAUGGAUGAUUCCGUUAAAAUAGUUGAUAUGACAUCUCAAGCUCUUCGGGGAGUUCUUUCAACUCAAAGGGGUCAAAGUACUAUGUUGUCAUUUGAUUCUUAUGAGAGGUCUCUUAUUGAGGUUCACUCAAAGGGUGUCAAUAUUGAGCUGGUGGAGAAGCUCCUUUUCGAUCUGGAAAUUAAGUUUAAAGCUGAAGCAAUUCCAUUAGAGAAUUCUACUGUAUGGGUGACAGAUGGUAAAACUUUCGAUACAUGGAUUUGUCAACUUGUCUACUCACUAAUUGGCUAUUGCAGUGAUGUGAUUCUGAGAUUAUGUCAGGAUGUUGUGUUGGCGAAAGCUGAAGUUGCUGAGCUUCUAUUACCAAGCCUUGUUGUCAAUCUUGCUGGAAGGAAGGAUAUGGAUGUUGAUCUCCUCAAAUUAAUCUCUUUACAGGUGCAGGAAUAUAUAUUUACAGACUCUAAUACGUUAAUCAAAUCAAUUCAAAUUUGGUUGAAUGCCCUUAAUGAACUUCGGUUAUGUCAUGUGAUGCAAAGAACUUCUUUGUUGCCAUCGAAGGCAGAAAUUUCCAAGAGUGCUAAGCCUUCUAGUUAUAGCUCCAAAUCCCGUUCCACCCCUGGAAAGACUGGAGAUUCAGGUCCUAUGUUAAGUGGAACGGCAAUUGCGACAUCUUUAUGGGACAAGGUUUAUUGGCUUUCUAUUGAUUAUCUUAUCGUCGCCAAGUCAGCAGUUAUUUGUGGCAAUUACUUUACUGCCGUGAUGUAUGUGGAGCAUUGGUGUGAAGAGCAUUUCAACAACCUCACACUGGGGAGCCCAGAUUUCUCCCACAUUGAAGCGUUGCCACAUCAUAUUGAAAUACUUGUCGCAGCUGUCACUCAGAUCAAUGAACCUGACAGCUUAUAUGGGAUCAUCCAGUCACACAAGCUGACCUCUCAAAUCAUUACCUUCGAGCAUGAGGGAAACUGGAGCAAGGCCCUUGAGUAUUAUGACUUGCAAGUACGUUCAGCUUCCUUGGUACCAGUGGAUUUUGGUUCCAGAAAUUUGUCACUGGAAGAGACUCAACCAACAGAUCAUUUAUCCAAUCCCACAUUGGAAAAUGCGAUGAAGCAGAGGAAACCUUAUAAAGGUCUGAUUAGAUCUUUGCAGCAAACUGGCUGUAUGCAUGUUCUAGAUUUGUAUUGCCAAGGAUUGACAACUCGGAAGGGACACUUUCAUCAUGAUCUGGAGUUUACUGAAUUGCAGUAUGAGGCUGCUUGGCGUACUGCAAACUGGGAUUUCUCCUUACUUCACGUUGGGAAUAAUUCUGUGUCAUCAAGUAUGCACAUCAAAAGUGAUCAUUUUAAUGAAAAUUUGCAUAGUUGUUUGAGGGCACUGAAAAAGGGAGAUUUCAAUGAGUUUCACGGAAAGCUGAAAAACUCAAAGCAGGAGCUUGUGUGGUGUGUUUCUCGUGCUAGUGAAGAAAGUACUGAACACAUAUAUUCAGCAAUAAUUAAGCUCCAGAUCCUUUAUCAUCUUGGCAUGGCUUGGGAUUUGCGUUGGACAUCAUCUCAUUAUGGUGGGGGUAUAAAUUUUCAUCCAGAGAUGGAAGAAGUGAAUUCUGAACCUGUAAUCCCUACCAUAAAUCAGUUAUCUUGGCUGAACAUGGAUUGGAGUUCCAUUUUGGAACGGACCCAGUUACACAUGAAUUUACUAGAGCCUUUGAUAGCGUUCAGGCGAGUUCUACUUCAAAUCUUAAGUUGUAGGGACUGUAUGGUGCAACAUCUUCUGCAGUCCACAUCUACCCUCCGUAAGGGUUCUAGAUUUUCUCAAGCAGCUGCAGCUCUGCAUGAGUUUAAGUUCCUCUGUGUCGAAUCAGGAGAGCAAGAUUCGUCCAUAUAUUGGCUUGGAAGGCUUGAAGAAGCUAAGCUUUUGCGUGGCCAAGGUCAGCAUGAGAUGGCAAUCAGCCUCGCAAAAUAUGUCUCACAAAAUUUCCUGUCAAAUGAAGAGUCUUCAGAUGUUCAUCGCUUGGUUGGGAAGUGGCUGGCAGAGACUAGAUCUAGCAACUCGAGAACUAUUUUAGAGAAGUAUUUGAAGCCUGCUGUUUCACUUACUGAGAAUCAGAAGGCUGCAGACAAGAAGUCCAGAGAUAGACAAAGCCGAACACAUUUUCAUCUUGCACACUAUGCAGAUGCUCUAUUUAGGAGUUAUGAGGAAAGACUAACCUCUAAUGAGUGGCAAGCAGCCAUGCGUUUAAGGAAACACAAGACAAUGGAAUUGGAAGCACUUAUUAAACGGCUAAAAUCUUCGACAAAGGGGGAGAAGAUUGACUACUCUGUCAAAAUUCAAGAGCUGCAAAAGCAACUUGCAAUGGACAAGGAGGAGGCCGAAAAACUUCAGGAUGACGGGGACAAUUUCCUUAACCUAGCAUUGGAGGGAUAUCAACGUUGUUUGGUUGUUGGCGACAAAUAUGAUGUGCGAGUGGUUUUUCGGCUAAUUUCCCUGUGGUUCUCUCUCUCUUCUAGAAAAAAUGUCAUAGACAGCAUGCUUACUGCAAUCACUGAGGUUCAGUCUUACAAAUUCAUCCCUUUAGUAUACCAAAUUGCUUCGAGAGUGGGUAGCUUGAAGGAUUGCCCUGGACCUCGUAAUUUUCAGUUUGCCUUGGUUUCUCUUGUAAAGAAAAUGGCUAUUGACCAUCCAUACCAUACUAUCUUUCAGCUUCUAGCAUUGGCAAAUGGUGACCGUAUCAAGGACAAGCAGCGCAGUAGGAACUCAUUUGUGGUAGAUAUGGAUAAAAAGCUUGCAGCAGAGAAUCUUUUACAAGAGUUAACAUCAUAUCACGGAGCUAUGAUAAAUCAAAUGAAACAAAUGGUAGAGAUCUAUAUCAAACUUGCUGAACUAGAAACAAAGAGAGAGGAUACCAAUAGAAAGGUAAUGCUACCAAGAGAACUGCGUAAUCUUCAACAGCUGGAACUUGUGCCUGUUGUGACAGCUACCUUUCCCAUUGACCAGAGUUGUCAAUACCAUGAAGGCUCUUUCCCCUACUUCAAAGGAUUAGGGGAUUCGGUUAUGGUAAUGAAUGGUAUAAAUGCUCCAAAGGUGGUCGAAUGCCUAGGUUCUGAUGGCUGCAGGUACAGACAGCUGGCAAAAUCUGGAAAUGAUGAUCUAAGACAGGAUGCUGUAAUGGAACAAUUUUUUGGUUUAGUCAACACCUUUCUACAGAACCACCGGGAUACAUGGAAAAGAAGAUUAGGAGUGCGCACAUACAAGGUAGUUCCAUUUACUCCAAGUGCUGGUGUUCUUGAAUGGGUUAAUGGCACUCUUCCUCUUGGUGAAUAUCUUAUAGGAAGCAUGAGAAAUGGAGGUGCCCAUGGUCGCUAUGGAGUGGGGGACUGGUCAUUUCAUAAAUGCCGAGAACAUGUGGCAAAUGGAAAGGACAAGCGCAAGGCAUUCCAGGAAGUUUGUAGGAAGUUCAGGCCUGUCAUGCAUCAUUUUUUCUUGGAGAGAUUCUUGCAACCAGCUGACUGGUUUGAAAAGAGACUUGCAUACACGCGAAGUGUUGCUACUAGUUCAAUGGUUGGUUAUAUUGUUGGCCUUGGAGAUCGACAUGCUAUGAAUAUCUUAAUUGAUCAAACCACUGCAGAAGUUGUUCAUAUAGAUCUUGGUGUUGCCUUUGAACAAGGCUUGAUGCUUAAAACACCAGAACGGGUUCCAUUCAGACUUACAAGGGACAUCAUUGAUGGAAUGGGUGUCACUGGAGUGGAAGGGGUUUUCAGAAGAUGCUGUGAAGAAACUCUUUCUGUUAUGAGGACAAAUAAAGAAGCACUACUGACCAUCGUUGAAGUUUUUAUUCAUGAUCCACUUUAUAAGUGGGCUUUAUCGCCUCUGAAAGCUUUGCUGCGUCAAAAGGAAACGGAUGACGACUUGAAUUUAAGCUUGGAAGGCUUGCAAGAUGGAUAUGAAGGUAAUAAGGAUGCUGCACGUGCGUUGAUGCGUGUAAAACAAAAACUAGAUGGAUACGAAGAAGGAGAGAUGCGAAGCAUACAUGGACAGGUUCAACAACUUAUACAAGAUGCUAUCGAUCCUGAGCGUCUUUGUCAACUGUUUCCUGGAUGGGGAGCAUGGUUGUGAUGGAUUUUUCUCCAUCAGCUUAGUCAUAUCCCAACAGCUUCGAAUCAUCUUGUAUAGGCGGCAUUAAAUUUUAUCAAGUUUUGUGAUCUGUUCCUUUCUUCUGUAUAUAUUCCCGAGGAUACGAGGUGUAGUUGGUCCAUGUAUAGUGUGCUCCAAUGCUUAUGGCAGCUAGUUGCAUCAGGUCAAUUAGAUUGUAAUUAUGUAAGCAAUAAUGUAUAUCGUUUGGGUGGUGUGGGUUUAAUUUCCUUUGUGCGUCAA